AUGCUGCAACAAAUCCUCCACAACAUGUACGUCGAUCCAGAGAUCCUGGCCGAACUCGACGACAACCAGAAACAAACCCUGUUCUGCAAAAUGCGAGAAGAGCAAGUGAGACGGUGGACAGCAUGGAACGACAAGUCCCCAAACGAAUCCACCGCUCACAAACCACGGAGUUCCUCCAAGCAGGUGUCUUUCCUCAAAGGCCAAGACGGAGAACCUUGGGUGUGGGUGAUGGGAGAACACGAAAACGACCAGAGCAUAGAAGAUAUCUUGAGGAUGGAGGCGGCAGAAGAGGCUAGGAAACUCGCUGAGAAAGAGACUGCCAAGAUGAGGGAGGAAGUCAGGAUGAACGCCCAGCUCAUCUCGGACUACGUCGACCUCAGCCCCAAGAUCGAAGAGCUGCCCCUUCCAGCGCUAAGGAUAGAAGACGACAUGGACAUCUACUGUUCAGUGGAGGAAAUCCAAGCCAAGAUUCAUCACCAAUCCAAACCUAGGAUCAUUGAUAAUUACACUCUGAAUCACUAUCCCACGAGGAGCAAAUUCAGCUUCAGUGAUAAAGGUAAUCAACAGGAGAAGAACAAUACUCAGAACGUGGCGCAAAGGGUGGCGUUGUGGGAGAAAAAGUUCUUGAAUGAUAAGACCUGCGAGAUCUUUCAGAAAAUUCAGAGGAAGCAGCAGCAGGUGGCUCAGGAAGCUGAGGAGGAAGAGAAGAGGAAGGAGAAGUUCUGGAAGGAACAAGAGAGAAAAGCCAAGGAAGCUGAGCAGCAAAUCAGAGAAAUCGCACGAAGGGCCCGAGAAGAACACAAAUUGAAUUCCUCCUCCUCCCCCUGCCGAAUGGAUACCUCUUGUAAUACCUCUUUAAUUGGUGGAGCACCUCCCGGAAGAAAUGCCGUACUGGAAUGGUACAGAAAUGAGGAGAAAUCUCGAUUAGCUGGAUUAGAUUCAGAUAAGAAUGCACUACCAUGGUUUCACGGACUUAUCACGAGGCAAAAUGCUGAAAAACUCUUGCUGGACCAAUCCUGCGGCUCCUUUUUGGUGAGACUGUCGGAAAAGAUAUGGGGCUACGCCAUAUCCUACAGGGCGAAGGAAAAAUGCAAGCACUACUUAGUCAGCGCGGUGCCCAAGUAUAGUUUUAUAGGAAAUAACCAAAUCGAACACGAUACCUUAGGAGAAAUGAUUUCAUUCCAUCAGAAGCAACCAUUGACUGGUGGAGAAACUUUGGAGCAUCCUUGUCCUAGGUUCUUUUCAGAAGCAAUCGAUGAACUUCUGGAGUGCAGCAAAUAGUAUUCUUUUAUUAUUUUGACUAGAAUAACUGAGAAAAAAUUAAUUGGAUGAAAUUUCACUUGUGUUGAAUGUUAUUGUGUCCGUUUAGGUUCUCUUGAAUUUGCAGGUAAUGUUGAUAAAUUACUAUAUAUGAACGGUU
Phaedon cochleariae (mustard beetle) is the source of this 1420-nucleotide messenger RNA. NCBI's taxonomy places the organism in Eukaryota, Metazoa, Arthropoda, Insecta, Coleoptera, Chrysomelidae. The record is from the annotation of a GenBank genome assembly.